Molecule: messenger RNA, 3074 nt
Organism: Acanthopagrus latus (yellowfin seabream)
Lineage: Eukaryota; Metazoa; Chordata; Actinopteri; Spariformes; Sparidae
Gene: trim32
Product: tripartite motif containing 32
Exons: 2
Coding region: 159-2213 (684 amino acids)
Molecular function (GO): zinc ion binding; protein binding
Source: RefSeq, a predicted model, not a curated record
GUAACAGCCCCGGCGCUGAGUAAGUGACGUCAGACGUCAACACUGCAGUGAGUAGCAGCUGCAGUAGCAGGAACACAGCACGCCCAUCACAGCCUCUGUGCUUCCAAACCAGCUAACACUGAGGAAAAAAAGGUAAGGAAAGAAAGGAAAGGAACAUAAUGGCGGUCGCCGCUCCCCCCCUGGACCCAGAUCUAAUGAGGGAGGUCCUCGAAUGCCCCAUCUGCCUGGAGACCUACAAUCAAGAUCAAAUGAGACCAAAACUCCUGCAGUGUGGUCACACAGUGUGUCGGCAGUGUCUAGAGAAGCUGUUGGCUAAUACCAUCAAUGGUGUGCGCUGCCCCUUCUGUAGCAAGGUCUCCCGUAUGAGCAGUAUCUCCCAGCUGGCUGAUAAUCUCACUGUUCUUAAGAUCCUAGAUUGUGCUAUAUCCUGCAGUGCUGCUGCUGCUGCUGCCCUUAUGUGCAAAUCCUGCUGCAACCGCCUACCCCGACAGUACUGCCAUGACUGUGCCACAGUCCUCUGUGAGCUCUGCAAGGAGGAAGGCCACCUACAUCAAGGUCACUCAGUCCAGCCUAUUAGGGUUGCUGCCGAGCAGCGUCGUAAAGAACUGGGAAGCAAGCUGACCGCCCUGCGUGAUGUUAUGGGAGAAAUUCAGAAGAAGAAGACAGCUAUUGAGAACAUCAACAAGUCCUUGAGACUAAAAUACCAGACAGUGCAGCAAGACUAUGCCACAGCUGAGUUGCGUCUUCAGGAGGAGCUCAAGCGGUCUCGAAGGACAUUUACAGCGUCAAUGGCAGAAGUUGAAAUGCUAAAUGGGCAGGUCCUGGAGGAGCAGACAUAUCUCCUUAACAUUGCAGAGGUAAAAGUGGUGUCCCGCUGUGAUUAUCUUACAAUGCUGGUGAGGCAGAGUGAUAUUGCUUUGCUUAAGGAUGAUGGUGGAGGUAGCGAUGAUGACGAGCUGGAUCUGAGGAGCAGCUUGCCCACUGUGUUUCAACUGCAAGAGCCACAGCUGAUCAGAACAGAGCACUCCAAACCUGUCGAAGUGGGCCAGGUUAACACAAAUACUUACACCGUCAAUACAGACGAUGAGGAGUUGGAGAUUGCACUCGAGGGUGAAUUAGAGAAUGUAACUGGGGUAGCAGGGGCUACAGGUGGUGCAACAAGUGUUCCAGUGGAUCUUUACCGAGAUAUCGACAUGGUUACAGCUGUAGAAGAGGCAGUGUGUGGUUCACCAGCAAGCUUUAAGUCAAAGUCCAUGGAUGCAGGUGGGGGAUCACCUGGAGGAGCUGGAGCAAGUGCGGGGCCCCCUGUCUGCCAGUUUGUGAAGAAGAUGGGCAGCAAGGGAAGUCUUCCUGGCAUGUUCAAUUUACCAGUGAGCAUCUGUGUGACACAUCAAGGUGAGGUCCUGGUUGCUGACCGUGGCAACUACCGCAUCCAGAUCUUUAAUCGCAAAGGUUUUCAGCGCGAAAUCCGCCGCAAUGCCAGCAGCAUUGAUAACUUUGUCCUGAGCUUCCUUGGGGCUGAUCUGCCUAAUCUCAUCCCCUUAUCCAUUGCUGUCACCCCUCAAGGCCUGAUUGGGGUCACAGACAACUACGAUAACUCAGUUAAAGUGUACACCAUGGACGGGCACUGUGUGGCCUGCCAUAAGAACCAACUGAUAAAGCCCUGGGGCAUUACUGCCAUGCCAUCAGGGCAAUUUGUGGUGUCAGAUGUGGAAGGUGGCAAACUGUGGUGUCUAGCAGUGGACCGCAAUGUUGGGGUGGUCAGCUACAACCGACUGUGCUCUGCUGUGCGACCAAAGUUUGUGACAUGCGAUGCAGCUGGAACGGUCUACUUCACCCAAGGCCUGGCCCUGAACUUUGAGAAGCGCCACAAUGAGCCCCAUCUGGAGGGCGGCUUCUCUAUCGGCUCAGUGGACACCGAUGGCCAGCUAGGCAAGCAGCUCAGCCAUUUCUUCUCGGAGACAGAGGACUUCCGAUGUAUCACUGGCAUGUGUGUCGAUGCCAAUGGGGAUUUGCUGGUAACAGACAGUGGCAGGAAAGAAAUACUCCAGUUUCCCAAAGAGGGUGGAUUCAAGAUUCUCAUCCAGGAAGGGUUGACCUGCCCUGUGGGAGUGGCUACCACCCAGAAAGGACAGCUGCUGGUGCUGGAUUGUUGGGACCACUGUGUCAAAGUCUACACAUACAUCCAGAGGAGGCACUCGUCCACCUCUUAAAGGGACAAUCCAGGUCCACAUGAGCAUUGAGAGGUUUAGUAUGUAUGUGUUGGUCAGUGUGUAUGGAGGUUUGAAAAAGGUAGAAACACACUGUUAUCUGUCACUUUAGUUUGGCCACCCUCCAAACACUUCUCACUACAGCUUUCAUUGGGUUAUUAAAUGAAUGUUCUAGUCUCACUUUGGGUUUGGUUUUAAGCCUACUGGAUUUUAUUUUAAUACCUCAAAUUAAAAGCUGGCCACUUGAGCUGCCUCCUAGCUGAUUAUUGUAACAGAUCACAACACUUAAAUAUACACUUAUCACAUCAAAGAAUACCGGCACAAGUUGUCACAUUUACAAUAAGCAAAAUAAGCCAUUGAUGUCAAAGCCAAUGCAGGCACGAAGUACAGAUAAAUUUCCUUCCUCUAUUGUUGACGGCUAUAUCCAUCAUACAGCCUGACUGUGUGUGUGACGCAUGGCUUUCACUGAUUUGGCUCAGCUUUGCAGGACGAAGAGGAGCUGAAAAUGAACACGUAUUUACAAAUGAAAUAAAGCAUACAAAGGCUUUUGGCCUGUGAAGCACUUUAUUAUUGACAAGACACUGUUUCCUAGGGUUAGGUUUUAGUAGCACAGAUUAAAAUUGAUGUUGCUGAAAGCAGCCGGCAGCUUUAAAGUUAACUGUGCAGUUAGCUUAUGGCAAAACAGGAACCAAGUAUCAGCAUAUAUUGAAUUGCAUUCAGUAACGUUCAGGGAACAUUAAGUGUAGAAUAUUGAGUUACCUACAGGAAAGAGAGCAGUGGGGAAAUGUCAUUCAGUAUACUGUGGGUUUGCACCUUUUGUGUCAUCUUAUAAUAGCAAAAAAUAAAAGAUGAGAUGACAAAUGA